Orycteropus afer afer is the source of this 1789-nucleotide messenger RNA. It is a transcript of the gene CHST9, whose product is annotated as carbohydrate sulfotransferase 9. Gene Ontology annotation, biological process: proteoglycan biosynthetic process; carbohydrate biosynthetic process. The record is from RefSeq and is a predicted model, not a curated record. NCBI's taxonomy places the organism in Eukaryota, Metazoa, Chordata, Mammalia, Tubulidentata, Orycteropodidae. Gene Ontology annotation, molecular function: sulfotransferase activity. Gene Ontology annotation, cellular component: membrane.
AUGCAGCCAUCUGAAAUGGUCAUGAACCCCAAACAAGUCUUCCUCUCUGUGCUGAUAUUUGGAGUUGCAGGGCUGCUCCUCUUCAUGUACUUGCAAGUCUGGAUUGAAGAACAACAUAAAGGGAGAGUGGAGAAGAAAAGAGAGCAAAAAGCAACUUCAGGAUGGGGUCCAGUAAGUUAUUUGAGGCCUGCACCGAGAAUCAUGACUAGAGGAAAAACCCAGAAACCUAUCAUCAACCAGAACCCCAAGUUCCAUAUGCUUGAGGAUCCAAAGGAAAAAUUUCCAGUCAACUCUGAGAUGCCUACAGGAAUCUUAACGGAGAUCCACCUCUCACAAAAAGAGGAUCAAGUUUUGGGUAAGACCACAAGGUCAUCGGCAAGUAAAUUGAUUGCAAAACAACAAAGAACUAAGAACUUUUUCAGGAAGUUCAGUGAAAUGAAUUGGCCAUUGGAAAAUAGGCCUCUGAAUAAAAGUUUAGUCAAAGACCACAAAUGGAAGAACACUGAUGUGACCCAAGAAAAACGCAGAUCUUUCCUUCAGGAGUUUUGCAAAAAAUACAGUGGGGUGAGUCGUCCCCAGUCACAUCUUUUUCAUAUGGUCUCCAGGAUCUAUGUAGAAGAUAAACACAAGAUCUUAUACUGUGAAGUACCAAAGGCUGGCUGUUCUAACUGGAAAAGAAUUCUGAUGGUACUAAAUGGAUUGGCCUCCUCUGCAUACAACAUCUCCCAUGAUGCUGUCCACUAUGGAAAGCAUUUGAAAAAGCUAGAUAGCUUUGACUUAAAAGGGAUAUAUAUGCGCUUAGAUACCUAUACCAAAGCUGUGUUUGUUCGUGAUCCCAUAGAAAGAUUAGUGUCAGCAUUUAGGGACAAAUUUGAACACCCCAAUAGUUAUUACCAUCCAGUAUUUGGGAAGGCAAUUAUAAAGAAAUAUCGGCCAAAUGCCUGUGAAGAAGCAUUAAACAAUGGAUCUGGAGUCAAAUUCAAAGAGUUCAUCCACUAUUUGCUGGAUUCCCACCGACCCGUAGGAAUGGACAUUCACUGGGAAAAGGUCAGCAAACUCUGCUAUCCAUGUUUGAUCAAUUAUGAUUUCGUAGGAAAAUUUGAAACUUUGGAAGAAGAUGCCAAUUACUUUCUACAGCUGGUUGGUGCUCCAAAAGAGCUGAAAUUUCCAAACUUUAAGGAUAGGCACUCUUCUGAUGAAAGAACCAAUGUCCAAGUUGUGAGACAGUAUUUAAAGGAUCUCACCAGAACUGAGAGGCAAUUAAUCUAUGAUUUUUAUUACUUAGACUAUUUGAUGUUUAAUUAUACAAUGCCAUUUUUGUAGUUUGCAUUCAUUUUCUAAAACUAUGUAUUUACUUGAUGAUGGUCUCAGAUCAGCUACUGUAAUUUUUCUGUAAUUCUCUGUGUAAGAGAUAUUCAACUGCAGUUAUCUUAAUUUAAUGAUUUUACCAAAUAAUAUGACACCAAUUGACACAAAUGUAUAGAAAAAUCACCUAAAAGGGGCAUAUAAACAAUUUCAGUUGCUCUAAAAUGUUUGGAAAAGAGCUGCUUUUGCAUUAUGGGUUGGUUAUAUUGUAGAAGCAAUAACCUAGACAGCUGUUAGAUUAGCUAAGACAGCCUCUUGCAGUGGUAGGAAAAGGGACCUAAAAUAGCAUGAGUGUAUGUGUGUAUCCAGGAAUUCAUUGUCUAAAGUGCAUGAAUAUAUGUUUAACAGUGUAUGGAAUAUUAAUCAAACUACUGAAUAUGUUUCUAACACCCUGGAAAUUUAUCAACUGUAAUGAUAAAUCGAU